Molecule: messenger RNA, 588 nt
Organism: Aspergillus chevalieri
Lineage: Eukaryota; Fungi; Ascomycota; Eurotiomycetes; Eurotiales; Aspergillaceae
Product: S24/S26 family peptidase
Exons: 2
Coding region: 1-588 (195 amino acids)
Cellular component (GO): signal peptidase complex; membrane
Molecular function (GO): serine-type endopeptidase activity
Source: RefSeq, a predicted model, not a curated record
AUGCUCUCAACAACACCGCUCAAAACACCACCCAAAAUGCGCUCCGGGUCCACCGCCGCCACCACCACAACUACAACAACAAAACCACCCUCCCACAACCAAACCCUAACCCCCAAAUCAAUCUUAACCCUCCUCCUCCUAAUAACAGCCCCGUACAUGCUCUGGAAGCUCCUCUGCCUGAUAACAGGCUCCUCAAUCCCGGUGAUGGUGGUGAUCUCCGAGUCCAUGGCACCCGCCUUCCACCGCGGCGACAUCAUAUUCCUCUGGAACCGGUCGAAACUCGUGAAUGUGGGGGAUAUCCCAGUUGUUUGGUUUAAGAGUCAGCCGUUGCCGAUGGUCCAUCGCGCGGUGCAGGUUUUUAGGGAAGGUGUUGUGCAACAUAUUCUGACGAAAGGGGAUAAUAACUAUAUUGACGAUGUGGGGUUGUACCCACCUGGGCGAUCGUGGGUGCGGAGGGACGAGGUCGUUGGUGUUGUUAAAGGGUAUUUGCCAUCGUUGGGGUGGUUGACUAUUGCUGCGAACGAGAUGCCUUGGUUACGGGGGAUGGGAGUUGUUUUUGCUUGUCUUAUAGGGAUGGUUUCAAACUAA